AGAGGCAGGCGUGGCGGGUCCGGGAUACCUCGGAAGCCAGGAGAUGAGGUCUCUUCUCAUCACACCCAGGACUUUUCAUCAAAGGAGAACACAAAGCGUUCAGUCCGAGAAGCAAUAAGCAGAGGACACGGGAAGUGUGGCACUGGCAGUUUGCAUUUUCGGAACAAAUGGGAAGGCGUGGGCGAGAAUGAGGGUGAGAGAGCGAGUGGCAGUGGGCGGCGCGGGAUAACUAGCAGUGGUACAAACGUCUCUGCCGGGGCCGGCCAAGAACAGAAGACACCUGGGGAAAAACCUCAGGUCAUGGCAGUUACUCACCAAGAGCCCUACCUUCCAACAAGCAAGUAUUCUCAGCAACACUCGAAAUGUACCUUUCCUCUGAAAGGAAGCUGGGAGCGUCUGAAGUGGGGUGUAGGUCAGGACAUGAUCAGUUUACAAUGUAGCAGUGGGUUACACUUUCAUUCAAACAUUCCUGUAGAUAGAAUAGAAAAGGAACACACUUCCGAAUGUGGCCAGUUUGAGAGUUCUUUUACAAAAAACCCAUUACUUUGCAGUCAACAAACAACUCCUUGUGCCAAAAUAUGUAAUUUUAAUGACUGUGCGAAGGAUUUUUUGUAUCCAUCAUUGUUAAAUCAAAAUACAGACCCAGCUGUCUGGGAAGUGGAGGGCAUGUUUCAUGAGAGCACACAGACUGUUAGCCUGAGCCACAUCAGGGAUAAUUACCAGGAUUCUUCUGUCGGAGAGAAAACUUAUGAGUGCAUUGAAACCCAUAACAAUUUUAAUUAUGGUUCAAGUCAUAGUAAACGCAUUCCUUUCCCAGAGAAUCUUCACAAGGGUAACAAAUGCGGGAAAGUCGUUCAUCAGGGCUCAGAGGAGCUUCAGAGCUCGUGUCUCCGAGACGAGGCUUACAGAUCCAAAGAAUGCGUCCCAACUUCUAGUCAAAACUCAAACCUUACAGGACACCAUAGUCCAGAGAAACCCUACAAAUGUAAAGAAUGUGGCAAGGCCUUUAGCAGUUGUUCAUAUCUUAGUGUGCACCAGAGAAUUCAUACCGGAGAGAAACCCUUUGGAUGUAAAGAAUGUGGCAAAACCUUUAACACAAGGUCAAACCUCAGGCAGCAUCAAAGAAUUCAUACUGGAGAGAAACCUUACAAAUGUCAAGAUUGUGGCCAAGCUUUUAAUCAGCGCUCACAUCUUAUUCAACACCAGAGAGUUUAUGUCGGAGAAUGUGGCAAAUCCUUUAUCAAGUGUCCCCCUCUUCGACAGCGUCAUGCCAUUCAUGCUGGAGCAAAGCCCUACAAGUGUAAGGAGUGUGGCAAAAGCUUUGUUCAUAUUUCAAAUCUUACUCAGCACCAAAACGUUCACACUGGAGAGAAGCCCUACGAGUGUAAAGAGUGUGGCAAAGCCUUUACCAGUGACUUAAGCCUGAAACGACAUCGUGUAGUUCAUACUGGAGAGAAGCCCUACGAGUGUAAAGAGUGUGGCAAAGCUUUCACCCAAAGUUCGAAUCUCAGAAGACAUCAUAGAGGUCAUAGAGGAGAGAAACCCUACCAAUGUAAGGAGUGCGGCAAAGCCUUUACCACGCACUCAAGUCUUAGAGAGCAUCACAGAGUUCACACUGGAGAGAAGCCCUACAAGUGUGCACAGUGCAGCAAAGCCUUCAGCCGUUGUUCACACCUCACUGUACACCAGAGAAUUCAUACUGGAGAGAAACCCUUCGUGUGCCAAGCCUGUGGCAAAGCCUUUUCCAGAUGUUCAAUCCUUAGGCAUCAUAACAGAAUUCAUACCGGAGAGAAGUGCUCCUAACGGAAAGAUUAUGGCAAACUGUGUGCACAUGCAUGAUUGCAUGUGUGGAAUUCAGAGGUCAGUACUGGGCAGCGUGUGACCACACAGAAAAUUGAAGGCUUAAUGGAAAUGGU
Molecule: messenger RNA, 1916 nt
Organism: Microtus ochrogaster (prairie vole)
Lineage: Eukaryota; Metazoa; Chordata; Mammalia; Rodentia; Cricetidae
Product: zinc finger protein 888-like
Exons: 3
Coding region: 301-1803 (500 amino acids)
Biological process (GO): regulation of transcription by RNA polymerase II
Cellular component (GO): nucleus
Molecular function (GO): DNA-binding transcription activator activity, RNA polymerase II-specific; RNA polymerase II cis-regulatory region sequence-specific DNA binding
Source: RefSeq, a predicted model, not a curated record